AUGUCACAAGAGUUUACUGAUACUGUCAUAGAAUCUUUUGGUCCCAAAAGUACACCGAGGUCUCGUAAGAUCAUGCUGUCUUUGAUACAGCACAUUCAUGAUUUCACGAGAGAAAACAAUAUUAUGGUAGAUGACUGGUUGUAUGCAGUCAAUUUUAUCAACAGAAUAGGUCAAAUGUCCGAUGACAAAAGAAAUGAAGCUAUACUUGUUUCAGAUGUUUUGGGACUUGAGGCCCUUGUGGACACGCUUACUCAUAACUCAGACAAGAAUGACCACACAUCGUCUGCCAUUUUGGGCCCCUUUUACAGAGAAAAUUCUCCCUUGUAUCCCAAAGGACACUCAAUUAUUAUCAAGGACGUAGGUGGUGAAAAGGCUUUAAUUAAAGGGCGCAUAUUGAAUACAGAAGGUAAACCAUUGGCAGGAGCUAAAAUUGAAGUGUGGCAUUGUGCACCUAAUGGGUUAUAUGAGCAACAGGACCCAGAUCAACCUGAUUAUAAUUUAAGAGGAACCUUCAUUGCAGAUGAGAACGGAGCUUACGAGUUUAUAGGAUUACGUCCUACAGCAUAUCCGAUACCAUACGAUGGUCCCGCAGGCGAUUUGUUGAAACUAAUGGAUAGACACCCUAUGAGACCAGGUCAUAUUCACUGGAGAGUAACUCAUCCAAGUUACCAUUCAUUAGUUACCCAAACAUAUGAUGCAGAAUGUCAAUACAGUCUGGAUGACUCCGUAUUUGCAGUCAAAGAAGAUAUUAUCAUUAAAUUUACGCCAGCUUCGGAAGCUCUGAAGAAGAGGGGUGUGCUGGUGGAGUUGGAUUACGAUAUCACAUUAACCUUGGAGUCUGAGAUACAAAAAUGCAGAGCUUCGAAUGAGGGCCUUGACAAUGAUCAGGUAGUUCAUUUAUAA
Priceomyces carsonii is the source of this 903-nucleotide messenger RNA. RefSeq lists its product as uncharacterized. The coding region runs from base 1 to 903 and encodes 300 amino acids. Gene Ontology annotation, biological process: catechol-containing compound metabolic process. The transcript has a single exon. Gene Ontology annotation, molecular function: ferric iron binding; catechol 1,2-dioxygenase activity. Lineage: Eukaryota; Fungi; Ascomycota; Pichiomycetes; Serinales; Debaryomycetaceae. The record is from RefSeq and is a predicted model, not a curated record.